GGAUCCGUGCGCGCGCGGAGCUCCCUCGUGCUGCAACUCCACAUUUCCUCUCCCUCUGCUGUUGGACACAGAAUUGGAUUUCGUGCAAAGCCUGCCGGGUGUUCCUCUGAGACCCGCUAACGAUGAUCAGUCAGCACAAGUGUUGGGAGGCCGGCAUUUCUCCGCUGCCAACCUUUUAAUCGCUCUGGAAAGACGCCUCGCGCGCGCUCGAAAUGACUCCCCUGUUUUAAUCUUCCGCCUCUUUAUCCAAAAUGCAAUUAAUAUGCGCGUGUGUGGGCGGCGUUUUCCCCGGGAUUUAACGCCAAAGACGCAACGAGCCAGCGCAGUCUGCGUGUGAGAAGAUCUUCGGAGAAGUUUGACUGCGCACCUUCUUCUUGGGCGGGAUGGGCGAUGGAAUGCGCUGCAGCUCCGCAAUGACACGACUGUGGCUCUCCGCUCUGCUCUUUACCGCCACCUACCGGCUGAGCAUCUGCCAGGAUGUGGCUGGAACUCCCAAAGAGGCAGAACUAAACGACAACAUCACCAUCUUCACCCGCAUCCUGGACGGACUGCUGGACGGAUAUGACAACAGGCUUCGCCCCGGACUGGGAGAGAAAGUGACGGAGAUCAAGACUAACAUCUUCGUCACGAGUUUCGGUCCAGUCUCUGACACAGAAAUGGAAUACACCAUCGACGUGUUUUUCCGUCAAAGCUGGAAGGAUGAGCGGCUGUGCUUCAAAGGCCCCAUGGAAAUGCUGCCUCUAAAUAACCUCCUGGCCAGUAACAUCUGGACGCCCGACACCUUCUUCCUCAACGGGAAGAAGUCCAUCGCUCACAACAUGACCACGCCGAACAAGCUGCUGCGCCUCAAAGAUGACGGGACGCUCCUGUACACCAUGAGGCUUACAAUCUCAGCAGAAUGUCCCAUGCAGCUGGAAGACUUCCCCAUGGAUGCUCAUGCUUGUCCUCUAAAAUUUGGAAGCUAUGCGUAUCCCGUCUCUGAGGUGGUCUACACCUGGACUCAAGGAGCAGCCAAGUCAGUGGUCGUCGCAGAAGAAGGCUCGCGGCUCAACCAGUACCACCUGAUCGGUCAGACUGCAGGAACAGAAGACAUCUACACCAGCAGAGGUCAAUACACGGUGAUGAUGGCCCACUUCUACCUGAAGAGGAAGAUUGGCUACUUUGUGAUCCAGACCUAUAUGCCGUGCUUCAUGACUGUAAUUCUGUCUCAGGUUUCGUUUUGGCUCAACCGCGAGUCUGUGCCUGCACGAACAGUCUUUGGUGUGACCACAGUGCUCACCAUGACCACUCUCAGCAUCAGUGCUCGAAACUCCCUGCCUAAGGUGGCAUAUGCCACUGCCAUGGACUGGUUCAUCGCCGUGUGCUACGCCUUUGUUUUCUCCGCCCUGAUUGAAUUUGCCACUGUGAAUUAUUUUACCAAGCGGAGCUGGGCUUGGGAUGGAAAAAAGGCCAUGGAGGCUCAGCAGCCCAAGAAAAAAGACCCAUUAGCUCUUUCAAAGAAGUCAAAUAACUCCUGUCCAGCUGGUGUAAAUUACACAGCCAACCUCACAAAGGACGCAUCCAUUUCCACCAUCUCAAACAGCACCACCGUUCAGCUCAAGCCUCCUGAAACCAAGGCCCCAGACCCCAAAAAGACUUACAACAGUGUGAGCAAGAUUGACAAGAUGUCCAGGAUUGUGUUCCCCGUCUUGUUUGGGACCUUCAACCUGGUCUACUGGGCUACGUAUCUCAACAGGGAGCCAGUGAUCAAAGGAGCGGUGUAGGAUCCAAAACCGCCACAGGAUCCGAUGAACACCAUCACAAACGAUGCCAAGCAACCAGUCCUUGUAUCAGACACGUUUUCCUUUACAAUUACACAGCAUGUUUUUUGCUUGUCUUUGUUUUUCUUUAGUUUAGACAUGUACAACCAACAACCUAAAGAGAUGCAACUUUCACAUCCAGUUAUUGACUAACAUUUAAUUUUGGAGUUUUAGCAUUUGGCAUUUAUAUUUUCCCAUUGAGUUGCCAGUAAAUGAUAGUACAACAACGCCAAAUGCUAUGCAAAACCACGUUUUUACUGUUUUAUUACUCAGUACUGGCAAAUACCUUUGUAACUCGUCUUUAUGUACAGUAAAAAUGGGCUUGGGCUCCAGAAACGUGAGGCUGGACCGAGGCACAUGGAACUUUGCUUCCUUGUUAAAAGCAGAUGAAUAGCCAUGCUCAAUGUGUUGCCUUCAGGGUGCCAUAGCUCUCUAUGGAUCCACUGAGAUCUCCUGCAACUACUUUUUUCCAAAGCUAGGUUUUCAACAAUUAAUAUGUGUAGGUGGACUUGUUUUUGUUUCGUUUUUGCUACUACUACUAUUACUACUCUUGAACGAGAAUGUCUUGUUCAUGUCAGGUUUGGACACAGUCGAGGUUGCAGCGUUUCCAGGUAACAAACCAUAUACGUAAGCAAGGACACACAGCAGUACUAAGAAAUGUGUAUAGACGCCAUGCUUUCAAUACAGCACCACUAAGCCAGUCAGCCUAGCUUGUAUGUAACGCAUAGACAGCAGCAAUGCUAGCUCUUCAUUACAGACAUAGUGAGAUAGUUUAAACUUUUGCAGUUUUAAUAGUAUAAGAAAGUUUUUUAUUGUUUCUAUACAAGUUUUUUGAGGUUUUUUUUUAGCUUAAUGACUGCAUUUUUUCUUAAUAAUAGUUUGUUUGCUUUGAAUAUAUUCUCCAUUCAUUGCAAUUUAAGUUCAGGAUCUACAGAGAAUCAAAACUGCUUUCUAUUAGAAUUUAUUGCAGCAUGACCAUUACAAAGGAUAAACGCUUUUUUUAAUUAAGUUAUUUGACUUUGUCAGCACAAAUCAUCUUCAUGACAGCUUCAUAUUUUUUAGGGAUCAAGGCUUUAAACCAAUAAAAUGAAGAAAUUGUGGAUUUACAAUUCAAACAGUUGCCAGGAUCGGCUCAGGUAACCCUGAGAGGUAUCACGCUGGGUUCACAAUGGACGCAGAAGUGACGUGGAAGGAGGCCGCUUCUAUUUGGCGUGGCGCCUUUGUUAACCUAUGGUGUGGUUCACACCAGACGCGAAGCACCGCGGUCCUCCGACUCACGCAGUGCACCCAUCGUUUCGGCAUCUGGCCUAUUCAUUGCCUGACCCACGAACGAUCCGCGUUACACCAAGACACAGGAAAAUCUGGUCAAUUUUCACAAUAUAACCAACUUUUCACAAUAAAAUACAGCAAUUGACAAGUGCAAUCAUAUUUCUGAGUCUAAACAGACUUCAGAGAUGAAAAUACUGUAAACACAAACAGCGCACAAUACAAAAACAAACAGACACGCACAGAUCAAUUUAGUGGGGAAAUACGGAGCGGCGGUGUAUGGUUUUGGGUGUUUAAAAAACUCAAUGAGAAAGAGUUAGGGAGCAGUUGACAAAAAGUCAAGAAGGACAAUGUCAUAUUAAUUGUAGAAGCUCUAAAUAACUACAGCUGAGCAGACGCGCCUGUCGACUGUCACAAAAAAAUAUGCGUCUGGUGUGAACUGGAGGUGAAGCACAAUCCGUGCACACCUUGUUACACAGCGCUUCCGCAUCCGGUGUGAACUCGGUGUAACGCAGGGUGAGAAAGUGAUUGGACGGAUGGAUUUAAAAUAAUUUUUGGCAUUGCUCAAGAUAUGAAGUUGUGAAGUCUAACAGGAAGGAAAACUGGGGAAAGUGAUGAUGAAAACUUUGUCUUCAUUAAUCUGUGGAUUGUUAUUUAAUGCUUCUUAAUGUUCCGCUGCAGCCAUGUCCAAUGCUAAAGUUUACAGAUAUUUUAUUUAUUAUUUAUUAAAAUCAAUCUUUAUCAAGUAACUGAGAAAUAGACUUUUGUUUGGGAGUUCAGUCCUCAAAUACCGGAAAAUUCUGCUUGCUCGUGGGUUUUUGUGUAAAAACACUGAACCUCAUUUCUGUUGAACUGUAGUAAUACAGUUUCCAGUGGGCAUGCUAAAGGUGACCCAUAGAUGGUCCUUUUUGAUUUUGAAACACAAAGUGAGGGUAUUAAUUAUUUGGGGGUAAUAAUUCUUUCUGUUAAUCCUCUAAAGUCUUCAUGCAAAGCCCUGAGGUGGCAAAGAGGCGUAUUUUCACGCUUUGUUUUACUCUAAUAAUGACUUUUUUAGACUUAAACGAUUAUCUUUCCACGUUAGCAUUUGCCACUCUGUUGCUAUAAUGCUCAUACUAUAUUCAAACACAAUUUCAGUUUGAAAAACUCUUCACAUUUGACAUUAACAGCAUUUCCUCUGUAUAAAUUAAAGAUGCACAUGAUACAGCUGAUGUCUGGAGUUCAGAUAUCAGAGUAUGGUUAAAAACAACCACAAACUUUCAUUUGGUUCAUCUAUGAGUUGAUAAGAGUGUAAACUUUUGCAUACUAUUCUAAACGGAACCUUUUGAGAACAGAAUAUACAAUAGAAGCACUUUUGAGUGAUCCAUUAAACUCAAAAACCCAAUUAUUUACCAUUUAGCUGAAAUCCUUGAGGUCUGAAUAACCACUAGAGAGUAUCAAGGGACUACUUUUCUAAAAUUAUUAACUAAUCGUUAGGGUCAAAUUUACAUAUUUGAUUGAUGUUCAAUAAAAAAAAAGACAUAAAAUUCACUCUACAGCCAGAGGGCGCUUUUCUUAACUGUCCCCAUGUUUGUUUAUUAGGUUUUGUUGUGUUUCUGCAUUGACAUUUCUUGCAGUUUGUGCUUUAAAUGCAAAUAUAUGAAGCAAUAAAUGAUGAUCAUAACGAACCAUAA
Oryzias melastigma (Indian medaka) is the source of this 4735-nucleotide messenger RNA. RefSeq names its product gamma-aminobutyric acid type A receptor subunit alpha5 (gene gabra5). Lineage: Eukaryota; Metazoa; Chordata; Actinopteri; Beloniformes; Adrianichthyidae. Gene Ontology annotation, biological process: monoatomic ion transmembrane transport; signal transduction; synaptic transmission, GABAergic. The transcript is spliced from 10 exons. The coding region runs from base 384 to 1763 and encodes 459 amino acids. Gene Ontology annotation, molecular function: transmitter-gated monoatomic ion channel activity involved in regulation of postsynaptic membrane potential; inhibitory extracellular ligand-gated monoatomic ion channel activity; GABA-A receptor activity. The record is from RefSeq and is a predicted model, not a curated record. Gene Ontology annotation, cellular component: dendrite membrane; postsynapse; neuron projection.